Messenger RNA from Pantherophis guttatus, 3640 nucleotides. Lineage: Eukaryota; Metazoa; Chordata; Lepidosauria; Squamata; Colubridae. The record is from RefSeq and is a predicted model, not a curated record.
UAAACUAAACAGUCAGAAUCUAACUCUCAAUAUCAGAAGGAUUUGUGCUGAGAGGAUCUUCAGAACUUAGCAGCUCUACAAUCAUGUUUCUUCCUUUCUAGAAUCAAAUUGAAGGCACAGAAUGGGACCUGGCUGAUAAAUGGAUGCUUUUAUUAAACUUUUUGACAACCUAUCAAAGCAAUACAACUUCCUCCAGUAAGAAAGAACACUAAAAAUACAAUGAUGCUAAUGAUCUUUCACAUAUUCUGAACUCUCAUUCACCAUUCAAGAAAUUUGACCUCCAGGCAGAUGGUCAGUGGCAGGGGUACCUUAACAGUCUGUUUAUCACACCCUGAGUAAUACAUCUGGAAGCUUCUCUGUGUAUUACUCAGAAUAAUAUUGCAUAGUCUAUGGCUACUCCACAGCCCAAGAAAUUGAAUUCCAGUCGAAAUGCAACAGGCACAGUGGUUAGAGUGCAGUCUGUGGGCUACCUCAGCUGAUUGCUAGCUGCAGUUUGGCAAUUCAAAUCUCACCAGCUCAAGGUUGACUCAGCCUUCCAUCCUUCCGAGGUGGGUAAAAUGAGGGCCCACAUUGUUGAGGGCAAUAGGCUGACUGUAAACAGCUUAGAGAGGGCUGUAAAAGCACUAUGAAGUGGUAUUAAGUCUAAGUGCUAUUGCUAUUGCUCUAUCUACCAAUUGUGCAACCCACAAAAUACUAGUGAUCUCUGAGAAUAUAGCUAAUAUAAACAGUAGUUGUGAUUUUGAUUGUUCUGAUAGUUGUCAGAGCCCAAGUGAAAUAUUUCCUGAAACAAAAGAAUCAGAAUGUUAAUCCUUCAAGACAAAUAUAUUUUUAAGUCUAAGUGUGCAGGAAAAAGAUUUACCAAGAGUAUCCCUAAAUUAGAUUAAGCAAAGCAGAAUCAUCAGAGGUGAAAACAUCACAACAAAAGUGUAAAAAAGGCUGGAUUUGGAAGUGCUGUUGUAAGCAAAGCUAACAAAAAUCAUGCUUUAAUGACUUAAUAUCUUAGUUGGUCUUGAAUCAUCUGAUACUACUGUUUGCCCAACAGAUGGUUUGAAUAGAAAAUGUAAUUGAAUCUGAAGCUGCUGAAAGCAAGAUUAUGCUUGUCCCAAAGAAAGAGCAUGCUGUCUAACAUAAACCAAAGCUUCAAUAUUUUUGCUCACAGGAAGACUGGCAGAUAUAAAGGAAAUAGCAACAGAUGUCUUUUAAAAACUAAACUGUGUACCAAAAUGGCUCAGAAUUUAAUGAUCUGGGGCAAGAGUUCCAUUCAGCAUCAAAAUAAGAUAAAAAAUCCUAUUUCUCAUUCUUUAGGAUUGUCUCAUGAAGAGACUAAGAUAUCUUCAAAACUUCAGAAAAAUAAUCUCCAACAGGAGAAAAAAUGCUUCCAGCAUAAUGGUCAGAGUUCUACAAAGCAAGUGCUUCCCUGUAUUUCCCCAAAUUCUGUUAGUUUGAGAAAAACAAUCUCUCCAUUGCCUGUUGGACAAGAACAAUCCCCAGUAGACCAUUUGAAUCUGAAAUACAGUGACAUGUUCAAGGAAAUACAUUCUAACGACAAAGGUCCUGGCAUUUAUGAAAUGUUUGGGACUCCAGUAUACUCCCGUAAGCCUGAUGGGUGUGGUGAGAAUAAGAGUAACAGGAAUGUGUGUUCUGCUCCAACUGGAUGGCAUAAUGAUAUGAAAUAUAAAUCCAACUGUUUCAAUGGGGAGAAGAGUAGCAGAAUAAAAAGUCCCCAGAAGAAAACAUACUCUAAAUCUCACAAGAACGUUAAUAUUAAACCAAAAUUGAAGGAGAAGGAAGUUGCUUCAAAAAAGGUGUCCAAGUUAACAGGUUGCGGUGUAGAACAAGGCAAAGAUGUGACUGCCUCUUCUGCUGAUCUGCAGAUUCAGCCAAAAGAGAACACUGAAUCAAUUUGUGAAGAUACCGAUCAGCAAGCUCAGAUUUCCAUUGAGUUUCCUGAACUUGCUAAGCAAAAGAAAGUAUGUCCUAAUUCAGGCUUGUCACCAAUUGAAGAAGCCUCUUUGGAAUAUACAUCAGAUGAUUACGAUGAUGGCGAUGAAGAUGAUGCUUUUCCUAAGAAAGCAUUUGCCACCAAUGCUCAGGAGUUACUUUGGCCGGAAGUUAAAGUUCAUGCAGAAUAUGCUCCUUUCUUAAGCUGUGUGAAAAAUACAAAUGAACCAAAUAAUGCAAACAACAGUAGGACUUUAAGGGAUGGACAAAACAAAACAGCUGAUUGCCUUGUGGAGCAGGAAACAAGCCAGAUUUUACACUAUGAGUAUAAUCAAAAGCUGUCCGCAUCCUUUUUUACAGACCAAAUAAGCUCACCACCUCUAGAAAAUACCCAGCUUGAAAAUAUCAGUGUAGCAAAUAUGACAACUGCAUGGACUUACUAUCUUGCAAACUCAGCCUUUCAGUCAUAUACAAAUAUCUUUGAGUACAAAGAUUAUAAGGAAGUAACAGAAGACAUAUUCGGUUGCUCAGUCACUGAACUGCUUUCUCUGAGUGGGACAGAUGGCAACAAUUCUAGCUCAAUGACCAGAAACAUAAAUGUGGAGGCACAAAGUGGAGACUGGAGAACAGCAAAAGUUAAAAAUAAUAAGAAUGUUUGUUCAGAUUACAUGGGAUAUGAGGAAGGAAAUCCACUUUUACCUGAAACUGCAUUUUCAGAAAACAGCUUAAUUAAUCAAGAGUCUAUUUUGUGGACUAAAGGUGAAAUCCUUGGAAAAGGAGCAUAUGGCACAGUAUACUGUGGACUUACAAGCCAAGGACAAUUAAUAGCUGUGAAACAAGUAGCACUGAAUGCAUGUGACCAAGCUGGGAAUAAAAAGGAAUACCAGAAACUGCAAGAAGAAGUUGAGAUUUUGAAAAAUCUAACAAACGUCAACAUUGUAGGGUACUUGGGAACAAGUUUAGAAGAUAACAUAGUAAGCAUCUUCAUGGAGUUUGUUCCUGGUGGUUCCAUUUCCAAUAUUAUUCAUCGCUUUGGGCCACUGUCAGAAAUGAUAUUUUGUAAAUAUACAAAGCAGAUUGUACAAGGAGUUGCAUAUUUACAUGAAAACUGUGUGGUCCACAGAGAUAUUAAAGGAAACAAUGUUAUGCUUAUGCCUAAUGGCAUAAUCAAACUUAUAGACUUUGGAUGUGCAAAGCGCUUAGCGUGCGGGAGUCUGACUAAUCCACACAGUGAACCAUUGAAAUCUGUACAUGGCACUCCAUAUUGGAUGGCACCAGAAGUGAUAAGCGAAUCUGGCUAUGGAAGGAAAUCAGAUAUCUGGAGCAUUGGCUGCACUGUUUUUGAGAUGGCCACUGGAAAGCCACCAUUGGCUGCCAUGGAUAAACUAGCAGCCAUGUUUUAUAUAGCUGUUCACAAAGGACUUAUGCCUUCACUACCCAAACAUUGCUCAGAUGAAGCAGUUGAUUUUGUACAUCUAUGCUUAACAAGGGACCAACAUGAGCGGCCUACUGCCUUAGAAUUGUUGCAGCACCCUUUCAUAAUAAGAAACUCAUGAAACCUGGCAAUGCUUCUAUCAAGCAGAUAUAAAUUCUUUUGUGUGGGAAAAUGUCUUCUAAAUUGAGAAACUGUUGGUAUAAAACUUGUAAAAGUUGCUGAAAUAGUAAAUCUUUACCUUUUCUAAAUGAACAUCUGAAGCAG